AUGAAUACAUGUGAUAAACCAAUAAUAAAAUUACUGAUAAUUGGAGAUUCGGCUGUUGGCAAAACAAACAUUUUAAAAAGAUUCUGUGAAAAUUAAUACACCCCAAGCUUUGUUUCAACUAUUGGCAUAGAUUUCAAAUUUAGAGAUUUAGAAGUCGAAGGAAAACUAAUGAGAUUGUAAAUUUGGGACACAGCUGGUUAAGAGAGAUUCAGAACUAUCACUUCAACAUAUUACAAAGGAGCAAUGGGUAUUAUAUUGGUCUAUGCUGUAAAUAAUCUUGAAAGUUUUCAAAACAUUUAAAAUUGGAUGAAUUAAAUAAGACAGAAUGCAUCAGAAAGUGUAAUUAUUUUAUUAGUGGCCAACAAAUCUGAUCUAAAUGACAGAGCAGUUCAAUAUGAAUAAGGAAAAAAUUUAGCAGAUUCUUAUGGCAUUAAAUUUUUUGAGACAUCUGCAAAAGAAGGCAUAAACAUAAUUGAUUCCUUCUAAUGCAUUUCAAAAUAAAUUAAAGAUGUCAUGUCAUUAGAAGAAAAAGUAUAAAAUAUUAAACUGGAUUCAACACACUAGUAAGCCAAGUCCAAUUUUUGUUGUUGAUUCUAUAAAUUAAUAUUUAUUAAAAAAGAGAAUUAACAUGAA
Messenger RNA from Paramecium tetraurelia, 633 nucleotides. RefSeq lists its product as uncharacterized. Gene Ontology annotation, molecular function: GTPase activity; GTP binding. The record is from RefSeq and is a predicted model, not a curated record. Gene Ontology annotation, biological process: protein secretion; regulation of exocytosis. The transcript has 2 exons. NCBI's taxonomy places the organism in Eukaryota, Ciliophora, Oligohymenophorea, Peniculida, Parameciidae.